Molecule: messenger RNA, 1588 nt
Organism: Hevea brasiliensis (rubber tree)
Lineage: Eukaryota; Viridiplantae; Streptophyta; Magnoliopsida; Malpighiales; Euphorbiaceae
Product: cyclin-D4-2-like
Exons: 6
Coding region: 150-1238 (362 amino acids)
Biological process (GO): mitotic cell cycle phase transition; regulation of cyclin-dependent protein serine/threonine kinase activity
Cellular component (GO): cytoplasm; cyclin-dependent protein kinase holoenzyme complex; nucleus
Molecular function (GO): cyclin-dependent protein serine/threonine kinase regulator activity
Source: RefSeq, a predicted model, not a curated record
UCUCUCUCCUCCUAUCUAUCUCUCUCUGGGUUUGUCACGUACAAAGAAACAAAAAGCUUUUCUCUGUAAACCAUAGAUAGAACCUUCUGUGACACUUUCUGUUUGAUGAAAUUUUCUUGGGUUUACGUCUCAUAUCUGCGGCAUUGACAAUGGCACAGAAUCCUGGCCUAGCAUUCUCGAGCCUUCUGUGUGCAGAGAACUCAAACACUUGUUUUGAUGAUCUUGAUUGCAAUGCCACAGAUGAGUUUGGGAUUUCUCUUUCUUUGCAUCAUCAAGACAAUCAAAGUCACAAUCAAGACCUUUUUUCUGAUAAUGAUAGCUGCAAAUCCUUGUUGGGUUUUACGAUUCAUAGUGAAGACAGAGUGAAGGAAAUGGUUAAGAGGGAAAUAGAGCAUUUGCCCAGCGAUGAUUACCUAAAGAGAUUAAGAAGUGGGGAUUUGAGUGUUAGGAGAGAGGCUCUUGAUUGGAUUUGGAAGGCUCAAGCCCACUACAAUUUUGGACCGUUCAGUGUUUGCCUAUCAAUGAAUUACUUAGAUCGGUUCCUAUCAUUCUAUCAACUGCCUAAGGGUAAAGCUUGGACUGUGCAAUUGUUAGCUGUGGCUUGCGUAUCACUAGCAGUCAAAAUGGAGGAGGCUAAUGUGCCUCUCUCUGUAGAUUUACAGGUAGGGGAACCCAAGUUUGUGUUUGAAGCUAAAACUAUACAAAGAAUGGAGCUUUUGGUGUUGAGCACGUUGAAGUGGAGAAUGCAAGCUCUCACUCCCUGCUCCUUCAUAGACUAUUUCCUUAGCAAGAUCAAUGGAGAUCAACCUCUAUUAACAUCAUCCAUAAUUAGAUCAUUGCAACUAAUAUUAAGCACAAUUAAAGGUAUUGACUUCUUGGAAUUCAGGCCUUCAGAGAUUGCAGCAGCAGUAGCAAUUUCUGUUUCAGGAGAAAUCCAAGCAGGGGACAUUGAUAAGGCAGUGCCCUGUUUCAUCCAAGUAGAAAAGGGUAGAGUAUUCAAGUGUAUUGAACUGAUAAAAGACUUGUCACUGAUUAGUGGGUCUGCUGUUGAUAAUGUGGCAAGUGCCUCAGCCUCAUGUGUGCCCCAGAGCCCAAAUGGGGUGUUGGAUGCUGCAUGCUUGAGUUAUAAAAGUGAUGAUUUAACAGUUGGGUCAUGUGCAAACACUUCACAUAAUAGUCCAGACAUUAAAAGGCGAAAACAAAGCAACAAGCCAUCUCAAAUGGAACACAAGUCUUGAGAUUGUGUUGGUUUUUGGAUGAAUGAUGGAAUUGGAUUUGGAGGGGUUGCCCUUUAAGUCACAGUAAUAUACAAGAAAAAAGAGAAUGAGACACAGGGUUCUGUGAGGAAUAAAUAAAAAGGUUCAAGGAAAAAAUUCAAGAGCUCCCAAGCUGUUCAUAUAUUGACUAGAAUUCUCAGCAACUAAGGCUAAGCUUAUAUUUAUAACAAAGCUGAAGCUGAUGGCUAGGGAUUAAUGUGGUGGUUCCUCUGCAGAGUUGUACAGUUUUUGUUGUAGGUUCUUUUUCAAGUGAGAGAAAAAGAAAUGAAAAUACACAUUUAUAUAGAGAAUGAAAGUUAUCUCUUCUUCAA